AAGCUUCGUCAUGAAUCCACAUGAGGCACAUGAAAGCGAGCCAAUUCAAUGAGAUCGCGCAAAAGAAUUGGGUGAAAAUGACAACGCUGUCCAGCGGUGACGAGUCAGAACGUUUAAUCACAAACAAACGAACCAGGAAUCGAAAGAAAAAUUCGAGGGGGAUAAGAAGGACUGUAGCACACACCAGAGAUAAUAAUUCGCCACCACUGCGAAAGCUCUCUAUCGAUCACGGGAGUGGGAUCUCAUGGGUGGAAUCAUGCCUCCCAAGCUCCACCAAAAGACACACACGAGGAGGCCCAUCUUUGUCACCCAUUGUUCCUUUGUCCACAAGCAAGCGAGCACGGACGGCGAAGAAGUUAACGCAUCACGUCAGUGUUCUUGGCGUUUCUUUCUCGAGAGCGACGCCAAGGUUUGGUGUCACGGAAUUCCACAAUGGAGAAAACCAUAGCUUAUCUUCGUAUAGUUUUUUUCGAUGUUCUAACGAACGAACGUGUAAGUUGGAAGAAACCAAUUAUGACGCAAGGAUCGAUCCAUCGAUCGAUCUGUCGAUCACAAAAAGGAAAGGAGAAAAGAAAGAAAAUGAUGUAAAGUUUGGAAUGGUGCAUUGGAUCCAACGCACUAUUCUUUGUGUGUGAAUGUAGCG
Selaginella moellendorffii is the source of this 643-nucleotide messenger RNA. RefSeq lists its product as uncharacterized. Lineage: Eukaryota; Viridiplantae; Streptophyta; Lycopodiopsida; Selaginellales; Selaginellaceae. The record is from RefSeq and is a predicted model, not a curated record. The transcript has 4 exons. Bases 21 to 635 code for a protein of 204 amino acids.